UGGUAAGGUUUUCUCUUAAAUUUUAAAGCUCCAUUAAGGACAGACUAUUGGCAUUUGUACUGACUACUAAAUAAAGGAGUGAAAAGAAAGCCAGGAAAGGAAAAGAAAGAAUGAGACAAGUGAAAUAUAUAGCAACGCUGGUGAGCUUGAUAUUAAUUUUCAUCCCGGAUCAAACUGCUAUGAAAUAUGCAGCAGUGAACAAGUGUGGAAGAAAUGAAUUCCAGUGCAGAGAUGGGAGCUGUAUCUCUUACAAGUGGAUAUGUGAUGGCACUGCUGAGUGCCUGGAUGAAUCUGAUGAAUCACCAGAUACUUGCUUGUCUGUAACCUGCAAGCCAGAAGAAUUCAGCUGUGGCGGCCGUAUCAACCGUUGCAUCUCCUUAUCCUGGAGAUGUGACUCCCAGACGGACUGUGAAAAUGGCUCAGAUGAGGAGUUCUGCCCUCCUAAAACCUGUGCCAGUGAUAAGUUCCGGUGCCACAAUGGAAAGUGCAUCUCUCAAGAGUUUGUCUGUGACAAGGACAAUGACUGUGAGGAUGGGAGUGAUGAAGAGUCCUGCCCUGUCCCUACCUGCAGCCCUGCCAUGUUCCAAUGCAACAACUCAGCAUGCAUUCCCAAGCUGUGGGUCUGUGAUGGUGACCAUGACUGUGAUGAUGGCUCAGAUGAAUGGCCCGAGAAUUGUCAUGGGCAUGAUAAAGUCAAAGAAGCUAAACCGUGCUCUCUCCUGGAGUUCCACUGUGGGAGCAAGGAAUGCAUCCACAUGAAAUGGCAGUGUGAUGGGGAUUUUGACUGCAAGGACAAAUCAGAUGAGCAGAAUUGUGUAAAAGCAACCUGCCGCCCAGAUGAAUUUCAGUGCAACGAUGGGACUUGUGUACAUGGCAGUCGGCAAUGUGACAAGGAGUACGACUGCAAAGACAUGAGUGAUGAGAUUGGCUGUGCCAAUGUAACAUUGUGUGAUGGUCCUAACAAGUUUAAAUGCCACAGUGGAGAAUGCAUCACUCAGGACAAAGUGUGCAAUGCCCAUAGAGACUGCAGAGAUUGGUCUGAUGAACCUCUCAAGGAGUGUGGUACAAAUGAGUGCCUGGAUAACAAAGGAGGGUGCUCCCAUAUAUGUAAUGACCUCAAGAUUGGCUACGAGUGCCUCUGCCCAGAUGGUUUCCAAUUAGUUGAUCAGAAAAGAUGUGAAGAUAUUGAUGAAUGCCAGAUCCCAGAGACCUGUAGCCAGAUCUGCAGGAAUCUUGAAGGAAGUUACAAGUGUGAAUGUAAUGAAGGAUACCAGAUUGAUCCAAUCACCAAAACCUGCAAAGCAGUUGGCACUAUUGCAUACCUCUUUUUCACCAAUCGCCACGAAGUGAGGAAAAUAACUCUGGAUCUCAGCGAGUACACUAGUCUCAUUACAAAUCUAAAGAAUGUGGUGGCCCUAGACGUAGAGAUUGCCAGCAACAAAAUCUACUGGUCUGAUCUAGCACAAAAUAAGAUCUACAGUGCUGAAAUUGACCAGGCUCACAACUUCACCCACGACGCUGUAAUCAGUGAGGAUAUUAAAGCCCCGGAUGGCAUUGCAGUUGACUGGAUUCACGGGAACAUCUAUUGGACAGACUCAGUUCUUGGCACCAUUUCUGUGGCUGAUACUAAAGGCUCAAAGAGAAAAACACUGUUCAAGCAGGAAUUUGCUAAACCCCGAGCUAUUGUAGUGGAUCCUAUGCAAGGUUUCAUGUACUGGACUGACUGGGGAACUCCUGCUAAGAUUGAAAAAGGGGGUCUGAAUGGAGUUGACAGUUUCCCACUGGUGACUGAAGAAAUCCAAUGGCCCAAUGGACUCACUCUAGAUCUUUCAAAUGGACGUCUGUACUGGGUAGACUCGAAACUCCACUCGAUCUCAAGCGUCGAUGUCAACGGUGGAAAUAGGAAGACAGUGCUUGAGAAUCAAAAUAAACUAGCUCACCCAUUUUCCCUGGCAGUCUUUGAGGAUAAAGUAUAUUGGACAGAUAUCAUGAAUGAAGCUAUUUUCAGUGCAAACCGCUUCACUGGAUCUGAUAUUAAUGUGGUGGCUGAAAAUUUAAUAUCUCCCGAGGGUAUCAUCCUAUAUCACAACCUGAGACAGCCUACAGGUGAAAACUGGUGUGAGAAGAAUCAUAUUCCUAAUGGAGGUUGCCAGUUUUUGUGCCUCCCUGCUCCACAAAUCAACCAACACUCACCUAAGUAUACCUGUGCCUGUCCUGAUGGAAUGCAACUAGCAGAAGAUAUGAGAAAAUGUACCAAAGGUGCUGUAUCACCUGCUAUUUCUACCACGAGAAGCACAACACAGCAGAUGACCACUCUCACUCGAUUGGUAGCAACUGUUACAUCCUCGACGCAGAAAACCAGACUCCAGCCUUCCACUACUGAAUUAUCGAUCAAGCACCCGAAGGGUUUCCCUGAUCUUACUACACCAGAGAUGGUCACACUGUCUCAACAAGCAGCGCAAAGUGAUAUUGCUGCGGAAGCAAAUCAGGAGAAGCAAAGCAGUCCUACAGCUCUGUCUAUUGUCCUGCCACUAGUUCUGUUGAUUUUAAUUUGUUUUGGUGCCUUCCUUGUGUGGAAGAACUGGCGACUCAAGAACAUCAACAGCAUAAACUUUGACAAUCCAGUCUAUCAGAAAACCACUGAGGAUGAGAUUCAUAUCUGUAGGAGUCAGGAUGGCUACACAUAUCCUUCGAGACAGAUUGUAAGCCUGGAAGAUGAUGCUGCAUGAAAGCUACCCACAAAGUGCCUCUGCCCGAAUGCUGCUGCUCAUUUAUGGGAAUAGAAUAUAUUUUCUUUCCCCAAUUUUUUAAACAUCUAACUCACCAUAUGACAAGUUUCCUGGGUAAUUGGGGUCUCCAUACUUUGGAAGGAAUGAAAAGAGAAAUCGCAGAAGAAUGAACGCUUGGAGUAGGCUGGGUGAAGUUUGACUGUCUGCUUGGAUUUUUGUUUUAUAUAUUUAUUUUUGUAGGCAAUGCAGUCAAUCUUCUGGCAGCGGACUUCUAUUUUUCUUAUAGGGGGAGCUUUUCUUACAAAUGAAGGAGAAAGAGGAGAGGGGAAGAAAAGUGGUGAAAUGAUUCUCUGGAUGUAAGGCCAGUCAUCCCAAUCUUCUUCAAAUGGGACUUUUCCCUCCCAAGUUUAAGGGAGGUGUUUUCCUAACCAAAGGACUAACAGACAAGGAACUGCAGCAGAAGGUGAUCAGUGGACUGAUCUGAAGCAGUGAGUUUAAAAACAAAACCAGGUGCUAAUUUUGUGGUCAGUUACUAUGCACAUGCACAACACAUAUAUCCACACAUACACACACGCACAUACACACCACUCCCCUGCCCCUUUCUCAGGAGUGCAAGUGUUUACUUCUAUCUUGGAACUCUGCCGCUUAGUACAGUGCUCUGCGCACAAUAAGCACUCAGUAAAUAUGAUUGAAUAAAUGAAUGAACUCUAGGGUAGAUGACAGGGUUUAGCCUUGGUUGUGCUCAGUUCCCUCCAGAUUACAAAUCCACUCAAUUCUGAGAUGGUUGCCCAGAUAAAUUGCCCAGAAUCUAGUUUGUAGUUGUUGUCAACCAAGACAAAAUGAUUUUAACAGCAGCAGAUAAUGCCCUGGCAAGACCGUUGUCAUCAUGAUCCCUUAAUAUUUAUUGGGCACCCAUGGUGCCCAGUGGGUACCAUGCCAGGUACCAUACAGAACAUAGGAGAGACAUAGGGACCAACUUCUGCCAAUUUACACAUAUGCUCCUUACCCAAAGCUCUCUCCUUUUUUUACUCCUUUUCCAGGUGUGAAUUUUAUAUUUCUACCCAUGCGUUUCCCCCUUCCCUUGCACUUUUUUUCAGUUCAGGGUUGUAUAUUUGUAAAGUUUAUAUAUAUAUAUAUAUUUUUUACUUUUGCACUGUUUUCUCCCCCCCCCUUGUAUAUAUUGUUUUUACAGAUAAUGAGGGCUAAAAGGAAUGAAAAAAUCCCCUAUUAACAACAACAGUAUCCUUGUAUUUCCUUUGUGCUAAUGUUUUAUAGACCAGAGAGAGAUGCUGGGAUUAGAGAGCUAGCAUGAUGUCCAGGAGACAAACCAUAGUGAUUUAUAUAUUAAAAAAAAAAGAAAAUUUUUAUUGCCAUUGUCUAUUUGCUUCUAGUCUAUAUGCCAUUAUGUCUGUGCUUUCAAAAAAGCUUAUAUUGAUUAAAAGGAGAGGGUUAAUUUUUCUUUUUGGAGCCAUUAAAAGAUGUGUGCAAAUGAUGGGAAAAAAUUCAAAAAGUGGCAGCAGGUAGUAGACCUGAAGCUUAAGAGAAGAUGGCAAACUUAACGUUCCUGGUUACAGAUGGUCCCUCCUCCCCGUUAGUGGUUCGGAAGGAGUUGCAUAUGUACACUACGGAAAGACAAAAAGCACUAGAAACCCCUUUGCCUGAAACUGUGAAAGAUUUUCUUCUUCUUAAGGGUAUAAAUAAAAAAAUGUACAGUUAAAUGUUUCUUUGCACCAAAAAAAGCCUUUUUUGUGUAUUCUUUGGAGUAUCCAUUGGAAUAUAAUUUGUAAAAAGAAAAAAAAAAGGAUUUAUUUAUUAUUUUUUUUCAAAGUCAUGUUGCUGUCUUUUUAAGUUACUCAUCCUCUUUGGCUUUCUGUUGUUGAGGUAAUUUUAUUCUGAUCUUGUUGUUUGCACCUGCGUGGCAGGACCACUGCCUUUUGAAAACAAUAGCGUCCUAUUAAAUGUAGAGCUUGUCUUUGGAAUGGAUGUCAGAUUUUUAACAGACUAUAUGAAAUGUUUUUGAAACCUAAUGUCUUUGUCAUCAUCAAUUACAGUUCUAAAAUCAUAUGAUUACUUUAACAUAACACACACUGCUAUUCUGCCUCCCUGUGUUCCCUUCAUUUGAAUUCCUGAAAUAUCUCUCUGGUCAGUUCUAUUUUAUCUUUGUAAAUUAAAUCCAGAAAAAAAAUGUUUCCCCUAUUUGAAGAAAUAAAGGAUAUAGAUAUAGUGAUAGAUGCAGUUAAAGUCAUUGAGUUGUUAUUGUAGAAGUGUCUGGUAGUUUGUUCAGGGACGUCACCCUUAACCUGUGAACAGAGGGCAAACCCACUGUUAUUUUUCUGGUUGUCAAGAAGGGAUUGUCAUUCUAUAACCUGGCAGCAUGUGCUUUACAUACAUUUCUCUGUAGUAACGUUGUCAGCAGAGGCAUCGGCCAUGAACUGUCUUCUGUAAAGCUAUCGUGAUUUUCCUUCUUGACCUGUAGAACACUAUGGAUUUCUUUCUAAAAGUGACUUUGAUACUUGCCUUUAUGCCUAAAGACUUUAUCUAGCUAAAUUAUUAAAAUGACGCCAAAUCUCCAUGCACUAUAAUCUUACUCUGGCUUUGAGUUUUUGCUCAGCAGAUAUUGAUGUAUGAACUAGUGAGAACUGUUGUACUCGAUUGUUAGCCCUGAUUGUGGACACAGAUGCUGUUUCACUUGCGAGUUUAUUUUUUUACACUAGACUAAAGGUUAUUAAAGGCUUUGCGUGCCACCUCCAAGUAUGCACAAUGCUUUCAUGCUUAAUGUAAAGAACACAGCAUUGUAAAAACACAACUUAGCUUUUUAUCUGUAAAUUGGGAGAUAGCAUUCAUAGGCUGUCGCCUAUUCUGGUCUCUAUAUAACAUGAUUGUAAAUUGUAACCAAAAGUGUGAUAUGUUGUGGAGCUUAUAUCAAUUGUUGAAGAUUGGACUCUUAGUCCAGUGAUAAUUCUCUAAUGAUAAUCAUACCAAAGCCUUACAGUGUGAAGGGGCCUCAUUCAGAUUGGUUAGCUGGACAGAAGUGCCCUGUAGAUCUACUCUGGGACAUUUGAAAAGAUGUUUUUUAGUUCUAAUACUUGGUCAGGAUUCAGAGUGAAUGUUCUCUAUGAUGGAAGUGAAUGCUUAUAGGUAAAAUACCAAGUAGACACUUCCCUAGCCUAUUUUGGGAUGGGUCAAAUUAUUCUCCUUGCAGGAGACUUUGGCUGGAGGAAAAAAAAGUGCCAGCCCAUAGGACUGUACCAUUCGUGAUUUUAUUUUUAUUAUAUUUGUUAGUGCUUCUACAAAUGAUAGGGUGAGCCUCAGCAGCUUUAGUUGGAGAACUGUAGGCAUGAAUUUUUUUUAAACUCUGCAAGACAAGGUUUCUAUACAAAUUUACUUGUGAAGGGUUUUGUUAGUCCAAACUCACUUGCAACUGUUAGUAACAGUAGCCAACAAUCCCACCCUAAAGUCUCACUUAGGUAGGAUGGUUGGCGUUCUAAAGCAAGUACUCAUUCAGAAGCUAAUACCAAAAAUACAGUUCUUUCACCUCUUGCCCUCCUGCUGCAGCUUGCAGUAAGAAAGGCACGAUGGAAACAUAUGUGCUAGACUGAUUUCUUAUUUUCCCCUUCUAUUUAUUCAGUCUUUUAUUUUGGUAUUUAAGUGCUUACUAUGUGUGUCAAGCACUGUUCUAAGCACAUACAAGUUCAUCAGGUCAGACACAGUCCCUGUCCCACAUGGGGCUCACAGUCUAAAUUGGAGUGAACAUGAUUUGAUCAUAAUUUUAGGUCAGCUUCAUUUUUUCCUUCCCUGUUGUAAAUCAAAUUUUGGAAGGGAAAAAACUCUUCUACCUCUAUUUGGUAUAACUAGUGUCUCUAGUGAAAGUUCCUUCUAGAAAAGACCUACUUUCUUGAAAAUUUCAAGAGCAUGUUCCCAUCACUGUAUGAUUCUUACAAACCUACACAAAAACAUCUAUUAGUGAAGGCACAGAAUCCAUAAAACUAAUUCUACCGUAUUUUUUACAUUUAUGUCUGCCAAGCUGGAAGGCAACAUUGAGUAGGCUAGAAAUUUAUGCAAGUCCUGCCUCCUUCAGACAUGACUUCAUGAAGUCACUGAGGGAGAGAGUAGCCAUUGUUUCAGGGAGAAGGAUUCUGAGGGCCAGCAUGAGGACAUUUUCUGAACUGUGGUUUAUUACCUUUCUUAUUCUGUACCUGUUUAAAAUUGUGUUAAAUUUGUUUCAAAUUAGAUUGAUUAAAUGCAUCUUAAAAUCCA
Molecule: messenger RNA, 6986 nt
Organism: Tachyglossus aculeatus (Australian echidna)
Lineage: Eukaryota; Metazoa; Chordata; Mammalia; Monotremata; Tachyglossidae
Gene: LDLR
Product: low density lipoprotein receptor
Exons: 18
Coding region: 111-2729 (872 amino acids)
Molecular function (GO): protein binding; calcium ion binding
Source: RefSeq, a predicted model, not a curated record